This is a messenger RNA of Diachasmimorpha longicaudata, 2180 nucleotides long. RefSeq names its product CAAX prenyl protease 1 homolog. NCBI's taxonomy places the organism in Eukaryota, Metazoa, Arthropoda, Insecta, Hymenoptera, Braconidae. Gene Ontology annotation, biological process: CAAX-box protein processing. The record is from RefSeq and is a predicted model, not a curated record. Gene Ontology annotation, molecular function: metalloendopeptidase activity. Gene Ontology annotation, cellular component: endoplasmic reticulum membrane. The coding region runs from base 164 to 1495 and encodes 443 amino acids. The transcript is spliced from 5 exons.
GGUCGUUCCUUGUUAUCAGUGUGAUUUGUAACCACCUUCGUACCGGUAUCAUUUGGACGAUUAAUUCUAGUUUUCAGCUCUAACCGUAAACGAGUAUCCGUAAAAUCAAGUUCACCAUCCAUAUGAUAAUAUCGGAGUGGUUAAUUUAUGUAAUUAAUUAAUUAUGGAGACCUUGAUGAUUUUUGUUGAAGAACACAUACGUUUUGAGAUACUCGCUGUAAUAUGGCUAUUGUACAUUUGGGAAUUGUACCUCAGCUUGCGGCAGAGGAAACUUAUGGACAAAUUGGUAACCGUUCCAUCCAGCCUGGAUGGCCUUAUGUCAGCUGAGGUUUACAAAAAAGCAAGACUUUACGCAUUGGAUAGGAAUGCGUACAGUAAUAUUCAUGAUUUAUACUCCACAAUUAUUAAUACGGUACUUAUCCUAACGUUUGCCUUCCACUACUAUUGGAAAUGGGGGAUAAUGUUGAUAGAGGCCCUCGGGGCCUCUGGUGAUAAUGAAAUCCUGGCGAGUGCUGGUUGCCUAGUGGUAAUGAGCACCGUCUCAUUCAUCGUGGACUUUCCCUUCAAAGCCUACAACGUUUUUGUUAUCGAGGAGAGACACGGAUUCAACAAACAGACGACAAAGUUCUUCAUCAGAGAUCAAGCCCUCAAAUUCCUCAUUUCCCAACUGAUAGGUCCACCCUUCCUGUGCGGAUUAAUCUGGAUCGUCAAGAAUGGAGGAGACUACUUCUUCCUUUUCGUCUGGCUUUUCGUAGUAGUUGUCACCCUCUUUAUGUCAGUGGUUUAUCCAGAGGUGAUAGCACCCCUCUUCGACAAGUAUUCACCUCUUCCCGAGGGCGAGCUUAAGACGAAAAUUGAGGCACUUGCUGCUUCCCUCAAUUUUCCACUUUAUAAAUUGUACAUUGUCGAGGGCUCCAAGAGGUCUUCCCAUAGUAAUGCUUAUUUGUAUGGUUUUUAUAAGAACAAGAGAAUCGUUCUCUUCGAUACUCUUGUGAAAGAAUUUUGUAAGAACGAUAAAAAUGAUGAUAAUAAGGAAAGUGGCUGUGAGGUGGAUGAGGUACUCGCUAUUUUGGCACAUGAACUGGGACACUGGAAGUAUAGCCAUACAUUGCAGGGACUUAUGCUUGCUCAGAUAAGUUUCAUCAUGAAUUUUAUUCCCUUCGCCAAAUUAAUCAACUAUGCACCGAUGUACGUAGCGUUUGGCUUCACCAACAGCCAACCAAUCUUUAUCGGACUCAUCAUCGUGACGAUGUAUAUCCUCACUCCUCUCAACACGUUGUUUGGAUUCCUGAUGACAGUGAAUUCUCGGAGAUUUGAAUUCCAAGCUGACGCCUUCGGAAAGAAACUUGGCCACGCCUCAGCACUCAAGCGUGCUCUAGUUAAAUUACAGAAGGAUAAUUUGGCCUAUCCAUUGUUUGAUAAAUUAUACUCGGGAUGGCAUCACAAUCAUCCACCUCUAUUGGAGCGUCUCGAGGCACUAGACAAAGUCGAUUAAACUAAGCAGUGUGAUUUUUUCCAGAAUGUGAGUGUUUAGCAAUGAAUGAACGUGUUUUUUUUACUUUUAUUCUAUUUCACAAGUUAACGUGUGUAUGAAUACCUGUAGGAACGCAUGUCAACAGUUAAUGGAGAGACUUAAAACAUUCACUAGACAAUUCUAUUGAACUGAAUUUCUUGAAAUAUUUAAUAGCACAUAUUCUAUGGCAUAAUUCAACGCCAUUUCAAUUUUCUGUACAAUUUAUUUUAUUGGGAUAAUUACUAUUUUGUUUAUAAAUCGAUAAAAACAGUACAAUAAUAAUUCUGUAGAAUUGUCGAAGGAAUUUGCUAAGUUUUUACAUAAUGUUUUUUCACAUGAGGAAUGCAUUUCUCAAUUUAAUUCAAUGGGUAAAACUGAAACGUAACAAGAAAAAUAGGGUGAGAAGUGGCUGUCAUAAAAGUCAAACAACUCGAUGAGGAAUGAUUUUGGAGAAAAAUGAAGAGACGUAGGCUGAAGGGAUCUUCUGUAGAACUCUUAAGAAAAUUUGUGCAUUUUCAUUUAUUGUUGACAAAUUUCGGUCUAACCACUGCUCUUCUAUUUUUUCAUAAAAAUCCUUGUUAGAAUAUUUAUAAUCCCUCAUUUGCGACGUAAACGUGUAAAGUAUUCAUCGCAUUAAAUUAUGUAAACCAAAGAGGCUCUUUAUGUA